Molecule: messenger RNA, 1956 nt
Organism: Rotaria sp. Silwood1
Lineage: Eukaryota; Metazoa; Rotifera; Eurotatoria; Philodinida; Philodinidae
Source: the annotation of a GenBank genome assembly
AUGCUAUGGCCUACACCAGAUCAGCUUAAUGCCACACUCGCACAAGCGAUCGGCAAUUUAAGUACAUUGGAUCCAAAAACAUGCCAAUGGCCUGACUUGAAUUACUCUACCCGUGGUCCAGAAAAUUGGGAUCCUGUAUUGCAUAUGUUUCGUAUUUCUACUAUGACUGCAGCAUUAACUGUUCCAGGUGGAAGAGAAAAUGAUACAGUUUUGUUGUGGGCUGUGCAUUGUGCACUGAGAGUCUGGAUAGAGCAAGAUUGGCAGAAUCCUAAUUGGUGGUGGAAUUAUAUUCAAGAUCCAUUGAUCGCCACAGGAAUAAUGCUCAUGUUAGGCGUAGAGCGAAUGAGCUCAGAGGAGAUCAAUGCUAUUAUUGCUAUGUCGUAUCGUGCUAAUUGGUGGAUAAAAGAUUGGGGUGGUGGCGCUAAUCUAGUAUGGGAGCUACAAGUACAACUAUAUCGUGGACUGGCUACAUCCAACUAUUCUGCAGUUGCACAAGGCUUCGAGGUCAUGUGGAACACUGUGCAAAUACAGAAUCUUUCCACUUGGGGUGUACAAACGGAUUGGUCGUAUCAUUUUCACGGACCACAGAUACUGACAGGAGCAUAUGGUGAUGCUUGGGCAACGAACAUUUUGCAUUUUCAUCUUGCUACACGUGGUACACAAUAUGCACUGUCUCAAGAUCGGAUUGAUAUCUUCGGUCGUUUUUUGACAGAAGGUGAUGCCUGGUUCACUAUGGGCAGUGUCUGGACAUGGGGUAUUCUUGGUCGAGUGAUUGACCGCGGCGUACACGUAUGGUAUACACAUUUAUUUCCGUCUGAUCAAUUGAGAGCACUAGCUAUGGACGUUAGUAGCGCCUAUACUGCCUUUGCACUAUUGGAUUAUGCUGAUCGACUUGAACAUCGUCAUGAAGCUCGACCAUUAGUGGGAAAUCGUCAUUUCUACACGAGUGAUUUUCAGGUGCAUCGUAGAGGAAACUGGACGGCGGCAUUGAAAAUGCAUUCUUUUCGAACAAUUGCCACAGAAUGUGAUAAUAAUGAAAACUUGAAUGGUGAACACAUUGGCGAUGGUGUACUCAACUUAUAUACACGCGAUGCUCAAUAUGGAAGUGGAGAAGAAUAUGAAAACAUAUUCGCCCUACUCGAUUGGAAGACUAUCAAUGGAAUUACGGUGGAAGCUGAUACACCAUUGGUACGAUGUAACAGGGUUUGUAUUGUUAUUGUUUAUACCAUUGCUGGAAAAUUUUUAUUUGCAUUACUUGAAAAACAUCGCGAAAAAUUAAAUUGUCAAGAAGCAUACAGUAAACAUAUGACUGAAGUAACUAAAGUUACACCAAAACUUCUUGCCUAUAUACAAUACAAUGUAACAUCAGCAAUAUUGAUAUUUUCAACUAAAAAAGAUAAUACAAAAGUUGCAGAUGUAAUAAUUGGUUCGAUGUUACAUAAUUAUCGCGUUUUUGUUAUAUCUACUGGUUCAAAAUAUCGACAUUAUGAAAUAGUUUCCAAAGACAUGGAAACGUCAAAUAUGUUGCAUAUGUUAUGUUACGAUUGCAAAGAUGGUCCAAAUACUGGUGCUAAGCUUAUUUUUCGCGCUGUAUACAAACUUUUUGGACUAGCAAAUUUAGCUAUGUGCGUUGAUUUAAUACAUGAAGAAAUCAGAGCAAAAUUUCGUUGGCUUAAUCAUAAAAUUGGUAUUAUAGAAGGUGAAAAAGAUUUAGUUGUUACUAAAAAAGAUAAAGCACUUGAUAAUAAUAAACGACCAUCAACUACUGAUUGUAAUCCAGUGAUGAAUACAAACGAUAAAAUGAUUGAAAAUGAAAAUGAAGCACGUAAACUUAUGCCUAAUAAUAAUAUUGCUCAUAUUCAUCCAAUCAAAAUAAAUUCAAAUAAAGAAACACUUCAUCAACGAGCAGCUGCUACAAAAGGAAAGUUACUAUUUAAGAGUGCUAUUUGUCGUUAA